Molecule: messenger RNA, 794 nt
Organism: Dentiscutata erythropus
Lineage: Eukaryota; Fungi; Glomeromycota; Glomeromycetes; Diversisporales; Gigasporaceae
Source: the annotation of a GenBank genome assembly
CAGCAGAGGAUUUACAAAACCCAUAUUGCUUUGUGCUUUCUACAACCACUUGUUGGAAUUCCUAUUAUUGUUUUGCAACGCUUCUAAGAAGCCAACGUGCUCUACAGUUAUAUUUGAUCCUAUAUCUAACAGACAAAUCUUCCACUGUUAUUAAAACCCCUCAAUUUUGGACAUACCUUGAUGAAUUAGUGAAACACCUUCUGCCUUUUGUUAGCAUACUUGACUAUCUUCAACGUGAUGUGGCCAAUCUUUUUGAUGUUGCCUAUGCAUUUGGAUAUGUAGCACAACAAUAUGAAAAUGAUAUUCAUGAAUUUGGUUAUGAAAUGCAAAAAAAGAUAGGCAGAUUGGGAGCAACUCCUUCUUUUGUUGGCAAUUAUAUUUUAUCCACAAUAUCAUGUUCAAGCUUUGUACAAACAAUCUUUAGGAUGACUCAAAUCGCAGCUGAGAUGGAAUGGGAAGAACAUAUAGAUAAUGCUAAAAAAAUUCACAAAACUGUUACCGUGAAUCGUAUUACUAAUUCAAAUAAUAGUAAAACAGUAACAACACACUGUGAAACACAAUUAGAAUCAAGCUUUGAACAAAGAAAUGAAAGAGACAACCCUAUUGCACUUGACCUUACCGAAAAUAUGCAUAUUCCGAUACUUGAUGAAUUAACUACAACUUCUUAUGAUAUGCAAAAUUGUCAUUCAGCUGAACACGAAGGUUUAAAGAUUGAACUUCAAUACCUUUUUAUAUAUGCUUUAUCACAACCUUCAUUUGUUCGUACUCUUCAGCAAGAUAUUGAGAAUAAUUUU